CCAAUCCAACCCACUGGUUAUGAAUCGCAUCUCCCCUCCUGUGAACCUACAUAAACUUGGACAUCUGGUAUCUGGCACGUCCUCUUCUCUCCCUCUGCCAUCUCUUCGCCGUUCCCUAGACCCCGUCAUGUCUCAAGCAUAGCCCGCCAAUCAGACCUGCUCGUGCCAGCUUCGAUGGUUCCCCGAGCUCCUCACGCUCACUCCCAGCCAGAGCCCGGUCUGCUCGAGUCCGAUGGGUUUGCGCCCACGCAUCCAAAAUCAGUCCCCAGCUCUUCAAACGAGGCCGAUGAUGAGCGCUCUGAAUUGGACACUGACAACAUGGAUCCGCAAUCACCAUCUCCACAAUAUGCUGGUGAAGACACCCGCUUGACCAGCGAGAAGGAGCUCUCAGGCUUCUACAGCUACGGGUGGGCAGCCGAGGUGUUCGUUGUCUGCGGAAUCGGCUCUUUCAUCCCCGUUACCCUCGAGCAGCUAGCUCGCGAGAACGGAGUCUUGCUUUCAGAUAGGAUUACACCCUGCAAAGCCAGUCUCCACGCCUCCCCGCGGUCCCUGGCUUUCCGGGCUCCUAGCGCAGACCCCUCGCAAUGCAUCGUUCGAAUACUAGGGGUAGAGGUCGUUACAUCUAGCUUUGCUUUAUACGUCUUUUCUUUGUCCGUCCUUAUCCAAUGCCUACUGGUACUGUCGCUGUCUGGGGCUGCAGACCACGGUCGGUUCCGUAAGACCUUCUUGCUUUGGUUUGCUUUUAUAGGCUCUACUGCGACGAUGCUGUUCAUCGCCGUGGUUCCUAAGGUCUAUGUACUGGGCGCGGUAUUGGCCAUUAUUGCCAAUACUUGCUUUGGCGCAUCUUUCGUACUGUUGAACUCCUUUCUCCCCCUGCUCGUACGCAACCAUCCGACAAUAAAGUAUGCGUAUAACUCAGGCGAAUCGUCAUACUUGGACGAUGAAGAUGUGGAUAGAUCUGAUGAGUCUUCUAUCAUUCACGAAGCACAGUACUCUAGUGAGCUCGUCGAGGAAGAUAAUCUGAUGGAUGGGGCUGCAGACGCGACUACAGCGCUCCUUCCACAUUCGAGAGGGGAAGCGGAUCUUACAGUCUCGGAUCCUAGAUCACGGGUGGCACCAUCGCUUGAGCUGGCGCUCUCAACAAAGAUCUCCUCGUACGGAAUUGCCAUUGGAUAUAUCGCCGCACUGCUUGUCCAGACCAUUUCUAUCCUCAUCUUAAUCGCCCUUGGGUCCACAACCUUCAGCCUCCGCCUUGUCCUCUUCGUCAUCGGCGCAUGGUGGUUCAUCUUCAGCAUCCCCUCUGCCAUGUGGCUUCGUCCACGCCCUGGACCUCCACUCCACAUGCACGCUACUUCGAACUUGCGCACCUGUCUCGCCUACUUUGCAUACUCUUGGAAAUCCCUCGGCCGCACAGUCAGGCACGCGCGUCUCCUCAAAGACGUACUCCUAUUCCUCGCUGCUUGGUUUAUGAUUUCAGAUAGCAUAGCGACGGUAUCCGGCACCGCCAUCCUCUUUGCCAAAACAACUCUGCAUAUGAAAUAUGAAGCCCUAGCACUCAUUAAUGUUAUUGUUACAGUCUCCGGCAUCAUCGGCGCUGUCACCUGGGCCCGCAUUAGCAAAUACAUGGGUCUCAAACCCAGCCACACGAUCCUAGCCUGCAUUGUACUCUUCGAAAUCAUCCCCCUCUAUGGACUACUUGGCUAUAUCCCCGUGAUUCAACACUUUGGUAGCUUUGGAUUGCAGCAACCUUGGGAGAUGUAUCCGUUGGGUGCCGUGUAUGGAUUUGUCCUUGGGGGACUAAGCAGCUAUUGUAGGAGUUUAUUUGGAGAGCUGAUUCCACCGGGGUUCGAGGCGGCGUUCUAUGCGCUGUAUGCAAUUACAGAUAAGGGGAGUAGUGUAUUUGGGCCCGCUAUUGUCGGCGCCAUCACGGAUCGUUAUGGAGAGAUUAGACCUGCUUUCUGGUUCCUGGCAGUUUUGGUCGGAUUGCCAUUCCCAAUAAUGCUGCUUGUCGACGUCGAGAGAGGACGAACUGAGGGUAUCGCAUUGGCAAGAGAAUUACAGGAAAAUGUAAAAGCAGACGAAGAUAUAGAAGAUUUAAGAGAAAGGGAAGACGAGAGGUGAACCGGUAACAUAAGGCUCAUUGACAUUGACUGUUGAUUGCAUUUGCAUGGAAGAGGAGUUUAGCAUCUGUUACCAUUUAUAUCAAUC
Messenger RNA from Lindgomyces ingoldianus, 2208 nucleotides. Its product is annotated as MFS general substrate transporter. The record is from RefSeq and is a predicted model, not a curated record. Gene Ontology annotation, biological process: amino acid transmembrane export from vacuole. The transcript has 5 exons. Lineage: Eukaryota; Fungi; Ascomycota; Dothideomycetes; Pleosporales; Lindgomycetaceae. Bases 175 to 2121 code for a protein of 648 amino acids.